Molecule: messenger RNA, 1897 nt
Organism: Rosa rugosa (rugosa rose)
Lineage: Eukaryota; Viridiplantae; Streptophyta; Magnoliopsida; Rosales; Rosaceae
Exons: 7
Coding region: 141-1193 (350 amino acids)
Source: RefSeq, a predicted model, not a curated record
CACAGUUGUUGUGAGCCACUUUAUUGUUAAUAGGCAGCAGCAUUAUUAUCAUAAGAAGAAAGAGACAAGUACCAGACUACCAGUUCAAACAUUUUAUUGGAGAUACCUAGGAAUUGGUGGAAGCUGCUCAAGCAGCAGAGAUGGAUGCAUACAUGGAAGUUGAUGCUGAAGAUGAUGGCAAUGCCAUAGAGAUGGGUCUCUCAUAUGAGGAAACUCAACAAACUACCAUCAACGAUGUGCACAAUGAUAUGGAGUAUUUUGUGACUGAAGCUAUACAUGACACAGAUUCUGAAGAUGAGGAUGGUAAUACAGUGAACAGACCACGAGGAAAGAACAAGCCAAAUUGGGGAAGAAGAGGUUCUCUUGAGAUCAUGAAAUUUAACAAUCAUGGUCAAGCAGUGGAACCAGAACUAACAGUUGCAAGGUGGCAACGUCAUUUGGGUCAAAUGGUGAAAGACCACACUCUUUUUGGUCUAGAUGUUUUGGACUGGCGCGAGUUUAGGAAAAGCAAAGUUCUAGAUGAGGCUUGGUCCAGGAUAAAGAGAACCAUUGAUUGGUCUGAUCCGGAUACUAGAAAGAAAAUCAGGAAGAUACGAUAUACAACGGAGAGAAAAUUGAAUGAUCGCUGGAAGCACUACAAAGCAACACUUCGACAGGUUUGGUAUGCUCCAAACUGGAGAACUGAGGAGCGUUUCCAUUGUGGUGAUAAAAGGGUAAACAAUACUCAAUGGGCCAAACUCGUUAACUAUUGGGAGACGCCAAAGGGACAGCGCCGAACAAUUGCAAACAAGGGCAAUCGUGCAAAGAAACGAAUGAACCACACAACAGGAACAAGAACGUUUGCUCAAGUGAGGAACCAAUAUAAGAGAGAACAUGAAGGUCUGGAACCUAAUAGAUGCACCUUGUUUGAGCUAACCCACACACGAUCCAAUGGGAAGCCUGUGGAUAAAGAGUCAGAGAAAGCAAUGAUGGAUAUGAGGCAGAAGAUCAGUGGCAUCAAAGAUGCUAAAAGAGCAAAUCAGCUUCCUGAAACCAUUAGUAACAUUGAGAUAAGUGAAGUGUAUGCUUCUGUGCUUGGAAAGGAGAAAUAUGGAGUAGUUAGAGGAUUUGGGUUAGGAGUCCGACUUCAUGAUGUCCCUGUGAUGUGUUGGUGGAAAACGGAAGUGCUCAAUUAUUGCAGGUUCAAGCACUGAGAGAAGAACAUGAGAAGGAAUUGGAUUGCAUUAGGAAAGAGAGCCAAGAGAGAGAAGAUAAGCUAAGAGAGGAUAUGAAUAAGCAAGCGAUGACGACAACCGAUAAAAUGAAACAACUGGAGAUGCAAUUGCAGAAGCAACAAGCUAUGUUUGAAAGGUUACUCACUGCAGGGUUAUCUCCUAAUAAUAUUAUCCCAAUGUGUGGUCCAACAAAUCUGAGUUUUCCAUCUGGAAUAGGGACAUACAGCAGCUCCCUCCCAACAUCAAGUGUUGAGGAAAUUGAAACACCUCUUGUGCCAAUCCCUCCUUCCACUGUGCAGCAAAACAUGCAAAGCUUGGAUGAGGUUUAUAGGCCACAGCUUCCUACAGCAGUAGCUACUAUGUUGUGAAUCCUCAUAAGUUGGUUAGAAUUUCUCAAGUUUAUGCAUUUCUCUUUUAUGUUUUGUUGGUGCUGAUAUAGCUUGCUGAAAUGGGAAGUAUUGGUGAUGCUGAAGUAAAAGAGAAAUGCAUAUGUUUUGUGAAGGAAUUGUGAUCAAGUUCAUUUUGUUUCUACUUGAGAUCAACAUAGGAAGGUUGUAUAUUAGCAUGGAUGCUCUGUAAUGCAGGUUUAAGCAGGUUGAACGUACAAUGACUAUUUGUAAUUGAUGUAUAUGCUGUAAACUUGGGCACGUUGCUAUAUAUCUAUCAACUUGUUUCUUGCACGA